AUGUCGGACACACCAGACUCCUCACUACACAGCCAUCGGAUCGGCGGCGACGGGAGCUGUUUAGACCACUUGAAAGGGGCUGCCGCCCAUCUGCUGGUGUGGGGCGGGCUGCAGUUGGGAGCCCUAAGCCCAGUCCUCUUUUUUUCUUUGUGGCGUCUUCUGGGCUACCAGACUGCUCUGGCCUUCGUGGCUACAGCUCUGCUCACGGUGCUUUACCCGGCACGGCACUCCAAGCAUUUCUGCCGCUUCUACCUCAAGGCAGCCUGCGCAGUGGGCGGUGCCACCGCCUGGGUGCCGGAGGAGAUCAUGCAGCUUCUGCAGGGCCGCGGCUACCUGGUUUGCUUCCACCCACACGGCGUCCUUCCCUUGGGCUUCAGUUUCAAUGCGGCCCUUCGCGUCAAGGCUCAGCAGCCGGAGAUCUACUUGCCGAAGUCUUUUCAUUUCCCCGAGGACUGUGAUGGGGUGCAGGCACCCGUGCUGUGGCGCGUUCCUUUCUUUGCGCCCAUGCUGCGCAUGUGGGACUGUUGUACGCCCGCCACGAAGGAGAACAUGAAGAAGCUCCUUGCAGCCAGGACGGCUUUUGGCAUCAUUCCCGGAGGAAGUGAGGAUGUCGCCAUACAUGAGCAUGGCCAAGAAAACGUGUACAUCAACUCUCGGUAUGGCUUCAUCAAGUACUCCUUGCAGCAUGGAUACUGCCUGGUCAUUGCCUAUACCUUUGGGGAGACCGACCAGUACCACAGCCUCACCUGUCUCAGGCCUCUGAAUCUGUGGCUUGUCAAGACCUUUGGCUUCGUGAUCCCGGUCUUCUGGGGCAAGCCGUUUUGCCCGCUGCUGCCUCGUGGUGGGGGCUUGAAUACGGUGUAUGGCAAGGCACUGCACCUGCCAAGAAUCCCGGACCCAACGUUUGAAGAUCUGGUGCAUUGGCACAAGGUCUACGUCGAGUCUCUGGUGGCGCUUUUUGAUGAAUACAAGCAUCGAUUUGGAUUUGGUGAUCGGGAGCUUCGAUGCUUCUGA
Symbiodinium natans is the source of this 1014-nucleotide messenger RNA. The record is from the annotation of a GenBank genome assembly. NCBI's taxonomy places the organism in Eukaryota, Dinophyceae, Suessiales, Symbiodiniaceae.